Molecule: messenger RNA, 1195 nt
Organism: Lentinula edodes (shiitake mushroom)
Lineage: Eukaryota; Fungi; Basidiomycota; Agaricomycetes; Agaricales; Omphalotaceae
Product: 60S acidic ribosomal protein P0
Exons: 6
Coding region: 166-1107 (313 amino acids)
Biological process (GO): cytoplasmic translation; ribosomal large subunit assembly; ribosome biogenesis
Cellular component (GO): cytosolic large ribosomal subunit
Molecular function (GO): large ribosomal subunit rRNA binding; structural constituent of ribosome
Source: RefSeq, a predicted model, not a curated record
CUUCCCACAAUAUUGACAUUAUUUUAUUCCUUACCUAUUCGGCUUCAACUUUUUCAACUUUAUUGCAACUGGUCUUCAAGUCCUUGAAAUAUCCAGUGGCACGCUAAGAGGUCACUCGGGAGGCAAUCAUUUCAAAACUUUUCAUCGCAUUAAAAAUAUCAUACGAUGGGUGCUUCCAAAGCCGAUAAGGAGCUCUACUUUCAAAAACUCAAGGAUCUCUUGCAAAAAUAUCCUUCCCUCUUCAUCGUGAACGUGGACAAUGUCGGAUCUAACCAGAUGCACCAAAUUCGUGUCGCUCUCCGUGGUAAAGGUGUUGUUCUCAUGGGAAAGAACACCAUGGUUCGCCGUGCACUGCGCUCUAUCCUUUCCGAAUACCCUCAGUAUGAGAGGUUGCUUCCCCACGUGAAGGGCAACAUUGGUUUUGUCUUCACCAGCGGAGAUCUCAAGGAGAUUCGCGAGGUCAUACUCUCCAACAAAGUCGCCGCUCCUGCUCGUGCUGGUGCCUUUGCUCCCAAAGAUGUGACUGUCCCUGCUGGCAACACCGGUAUGGAACCCGGCAAGACCUCCUUCUUCCAGGCUUUGGGUAUUCCUACCAAAAUUGCUCGAGGUACCAUUGAAAUCGUUUCGGAUGUCAAGGUCGUCACUGCUGGUACCCGUGUCGGAUCAUCCGAAGCUACUCUUUUGAACAUGCUCAAUAUUUCUCCCUUUACCUAUGGAAUGACCGUUGUCCAGAUCUUUGACUCUGGUAACAGUUUCUCUCCGGACGUUCUCGACGUUGACGAAUCCGAGCUCAUUGACCGUUUCCUAACGGGCAUCAAGACCAUUGCUGCGAUUUCCUUGGCUAUUAAUUACCCAACCAUCGUUUCGGUUAUGCAUACCCUUGUCAACUCAUAUAAGAACCUCAUCGCUGUAUCACUUGCCACCGACUACACCUUUGAGGGCUCAGCCAAGGUUAAGGAAUACCUCGAGAACCCGGAUGCCUUCGCAGUUGCCGCUCCUGUAGCUGAUGCUUCUUCCGCCCCUGCUGCUGAAGCUGCUGUUGAGGAAACCAAAGCUGAAGAAGCUGAAGAAUCUGAUGACGAUAUGGGCUUUGGUCUGUUUGAUUGAGCUAGGGAAGUCGCAUUUUGUGUAUGUAGCGUCAGUAGUAUUCGUACCAUACCCAUCGCACAAUGAUGAAUUUUUUCUGAUAUUGUCA